This is a messenger RNA of Cicer arietinum (chickpea), 1266 nucleotides long. Its product is annotated as probable protein phosphatase 2C 26. Gene Ontology annotation, molecular function: protein serine/threonine phosphatase activity. NCBI's taxonomy places the organism in Eukaryota, Viridiplantae, Streptophyta, Magnoliopsida, Fabales, Fabaceae. Gene Ontology annotation, biological process: protein dephosphorylation. Gene Ontology annotation, cellular component: chloroplast. The record is from RefSeq and is a predicted model, not a curated record.
CAUGGCAGUGUGUGAAGGAUAGAGGACGUUGAAGUUGAAGCGGGAAGGAAUGGCAAUUCCCAUAAUGAAGGCUGCAAUGAUUUCUCAUUCUCAUUCUCAAUUUCAAUCUCAACCACUCAUUCAUUCUAUAUCUGCUAUUGAUGAAACUGCUAAGAGGAGGAAAAGGGUAGUGUUCUCUUCUUCUCAUUCUUCAGAACUUAAUCCUGUAAUUAGGUCAGAGGUAUCAUUUUCUGUUGGGACUUACCUUAUUCCACAUCCAAAAAAGGUGGACAGAGGUGGGGAAGAUGCUUUCUUUGUGAGCAACUAUAAUGGGGGAGUUAUUUCUGUAGCUGAUGGUGUCUCAGGCUGGGCUGAAGAGGAUGUAGAUCCUUCAUUGUUCCCACGUGAAUUGAUGGCCAAUGCUUACAAUUUUGUAGGAGAUGAGGAGCAGGUGAACAAUGAUCCUCAGAUUCUUAUGAGGAAAGCACAUGCUGCUACUUUCUCUACAGGCUCAGCUACUGUCAUCAUUGCUAUGUUGGAAAAGAAUGGGAAUCUGAAGAUUGCCAAUGUUGGAGAUUGUGGAUUAAGAGUUAUCCGGAAUGGUCGUCAAAUCUUUUCCACAUCUCCACAAGAACAUUACUUUGACUGUCCAUUCCAACUGAGCUCUGAGAGGGUUGGCCAAACAUACCUUGAUGCAGCGGUAAGCAAUGUGGAGUUGAUGGAAGGAGACACAAUUGUCAUGGGAUCUGAUGGACUUUUUGAUAAUGUUUUUGACCAUGAAAUUGUUCAAACCAUUGCUGGAUAUAAAGAUGUUUCUGAGGCUGCAAAGGCAUUAGCUAACUUGGCAAGCAGUCAUGCAAUGGAUUCAAAUUUUGACUCUCCCUAUUCAUUGGAGGCCAGGUCCAAGGGUUUUGAAGCUCCAUUGUGGAAGAAAAUUCUUGGAAUGAAGCUGACAGGAGGAAAGCUUGAUGAUAUUACUGUAAUUGUUGGUCAGGUUGUAAGUUCAUGAGAUUUACUAAUCUCAAUGAUUGAUUAUGCUUAAAGAAAACCAAGGUCCUGAUUGAUGAGAUCACCAGACCAGGAGUUGCCUUAAGUAUAUAGUGGCAAUAAAUUUUGGUGAUGCUCUUAGAAAAAAUUAUGAUUUUUUAAUGGAAGUACUCAUGCUUUGCCAUGAAGCUUGUAGUGCUUCGUGCAUAGAGAAAAGAAGCUGUAUAAAAUAUUUAUUGAAAGUUAGUUUCUUGUUUAUUAAAUGUCAUACAUAAAAUUUGUCUUUGAUAUGGCGGAGAA